Hydatigera taeniaeformis is the source of this 738-nucleotide messenger RNA. The record is from the annotation of a GenBank genome assembly. NCBI's taxonomy places the organism in Eukaryota, Metazoa, Platyhelminthes, Cestoda, Cyclophyllidea, Taeniidae.
AUUCCGUUGCGUGUGGUCUCUCCCCUGAAGGUGGAUAAGGUUCAUAUCAAGCUCUCCGAUUCUACCAAAACCAUCGUUGAUAGUCCCCUCGCAUUCCCUGGAAGUCGGUAUUCAGAGAUUCUUCAACUUCAACACGGCUAUCGUCUUCGCCUCACCUUCGUUCUUGAAGAUGGUGUUGCCGCUGGGACAACAGUCGCACCACCACCGCCACCACCUCAACAAGUCUUCAUCCAAUUGACUCAUAACACCACACUUCAGUCUGUCACGUACAUUGCAAGACGAUCGACUGUUGAUGGGACUUAUGCCUUCACUCUGAGUUUGGAUGCAGCUGUCGAAGACUUCAAUCGUGUCUCUGGUAUGUACAAGAUGGAGGUACUUAUCGGAGAUUCUUUAGUGGAAUCGCCUAUUGUUUGGCAUGUGGUUGACGUCGAUCUCCGCUUCCCUCUGAACGAGGACUUCCUCGUCCCUUCGUCUCAGUUAGUCUCUGAAGACGUUGCCCGACUAACGGUAGCUUCGACCUCCGGUCGUAAACGUGCUGUCCACCCUCUAAUUGGUGAUGUGCCCAGCACUACCAAGCCCUUGCUGGAACAUACAUUCCGCACUCCAGAACCUCGUCCCUCCGAUGUGGUUGCAUUCACUUUCACCGGACUUUGCUGUGCUCCCCUCCUCAUCCUUAUUUUUGCUGUAGGUUUGGUUUUCAAUGCUUCUUAUAUUUUGGGCUUGUGGGCUUAUAACUGA